Messenger RNA from Magnolia sinica, 595 nucleotides. Its product is annotated as mitochondrial pyruvate carrier 4-like. Gene Ontology annotation, cellular component: mitochondrial inner membrane. Bases 125 to 451 code for a protein of 108 amino acids. Gene Ontology annotation, biological process: pyruvate import into mitochondria. The transcript has a single exon. Lineage: Eukaryota; Viridiplantae; Streptophyta; Magnoliopsida; Magnoliales; Magnoliaceae. The record is from RefSeq and is a predicted model, not a curated record.
AAAUUUUCGUCCUUUUAGAGAUGGAUUGUAGUCAUACCCGGAUUCCUCCAAUGAAGUUAAUUUAGGACUUUUCAGUUUUAGGUAAGUUCUAUUAUAUAGUUGCAGAGAGAGAGAGAGUCUUUCCAUGGCUGCCUCCAAGAUUCAAGCGCUCUGGAACCAUCCCGCCGGACCGAAAACCAUUCACUUUUGGGCUCCUACAUUUAAAUGGGGAAUCAGCAUAGCCAAUAUCGCAGACUUCUCAAAGCCACCUGAAAAGAUCUCCUAUCCUCACCAAAUAACUGUUGCAUGCUCUGGAGUUAUCUGGUCGCGCUACAGCACAGUCAUUACUCCGAAGAACUGGAACCUUUUCGGUGUAAAUCUUGCAAUGGCAGGGACUGGCAUCUAUCAGCUUAGGCGAAAAAUUCGGCAGGAUUACUUUCCUGACGCUCAAGAGGCCGUCGCGAAAGAAUGAUGACGAAAAUAGAUCACCGGAAGAUUUCUAUAAUCUUGGAUUCUGGUGGGUACGUAUUUCAUCUUUGAUUUCAUCGCCUAAUUCGAUCCUAUUUGUAUUGGUGUCACAAUAAUAUUGCAAUUGCAUAUCAUGGAUUUUUGUGAA